AUGUCCAUCCUGAGACACGAUUCUCGCCCAAUCGUGGACGACGCCGAAGGCGCAUACCUAACGUUCGACUGCUGCUCCCAGGGAACCAUUGUGCUGACUUGGUCCAAGAAAGCUGUUCCACAUGCGUUCGUUUACUUUCAUCCCCGGAAGCCCGUUGCGAACUUCAAGUUUACCACGAACGGGGGUCGCACGCAGCUGGCGACGAACGUGCAGAAGGAUCCGCGAAGAUAUUAUCAAGGCAUCUGUGCGUUCCUGAAGACAGUCAAGCAAUUUGAUGGAGAGCUGACUGUCAUCGACCAGAAUGAGGGGCCGAAGCCAGUCGCCGUAGUCCUUCAUAUUGCAGGCACCAAUGGGGUCGUCAAAUGCGAAAAAGGCGUGGCGUAUGACAUAGGUCAAGUCGAUAUCGUAGGCGUGGUUCCCCUGGAUUCUUCCGAAUUUGACUGCAAGACACUGACUUCAUCGUUGUUCCGCGAAAAAGCGGAGCGAGUAGGAGCGGCCUUGACAGUGGCGUGA
Besnoitia besnoiti is the source of this 513-nucleotide messenger RNA. RefSeq lists its product as uncharacterized. The transcript is spliced from 3 exons. The record is from RefSeq and is a predicted model, not a curated record. The coding region runs from base 1 to 513 and encodes 170 amino acids. Lineage: Eukaryota; Apicomplexa; Conoidasida; Eucoccidiorida; Sarcocystidae.